AUGGGGAUCUCAGUUCUGUGGAACAUCUGUAAUCUGGCAGUGACAGUCCUGCACCUGUGGAAGACCAGAGGAUCUCAUCUGCCUGUGGGCCUGAUCAUCUCCUGCAUAUCCAUCAGCAACAUGUUCCUGGAGCUCUCCAUGACUGCUGUCCUGCUCUUGUUUUGGGCAGGCAUUCUUUUUUCUGUUAAUUACUUACCAUUCCUCAGAGCUACAACUUUCAUUUGGUUACAGAGCAUGUGCAUCAGCUUCUGGUCCAUCGCCUGGCUGAGUACCUUCUACUGUGUGAAGAUUGUCAGCACGUCCAGUGCUCUUCUCUGCAAGUUGAAGAAGAACAUUUCCUUCUUCAUCACCACGGCCCUCUUGCUAACUGUGCUGUGCUCCUUUGUAGCCUGUCUCCCUUCCUAUUCCCAGCUGCCAUCGUCCAACGCCACCGUUGCUAAUGAGACCAGAAAUGCAACCGGCCUGAAUGCUGUCCUCCCUGGCUGGAUUGACACAAACCUCUACAUUUAUGUUCUCCUGGGCUUCCUCUGCCCUGUCCCUGUGCUGGUCAUGCUGCCCACUUCCCUGAGCCUUGUGACCCACCUCUGCCAUCACACACUUGCCAUGAAGAAGAAUGUGAACCAGUUCCCAGACUCUGACCCCUACCUAAUGGUGUGCAGGAUGACCGUGUCCAUGGUUGUGGUGUACCUGACUGUGUGUUAA
This is a messenger RNA of Conger conger (European conger), 702 nucleotides long. Its product is annotated as taste receptor type 2 member 40. Gene Ontology annotation, biological process: G protein-coupled receptor signaling pathway; sensory perception of taste. Gene Ontology annotation, cellular component: membrane. Gene Ontology annotation, molecular function: G protein-coupled receptor activity. Lineage: Eukaryota; Metazoa; Chordata; Actinopteri; Anguilliformes; Congridae. The record is from RefSeq and is a predicted model, not a curated record.